AUGGCAGCAGAGACACGACGAAGGCGGCAGCGUGGCGACGCCGCUGAUGCGUCGUCAGCGGAGCCUCCAGUCACGGAAAAAAGCGCCGUCGACGAGAGGGGAUGCAUGCCGGGGGACCGUUCGUCGGCACACUCGGAGUCGGCCCCGUCGACCGGGUCUCCAGGUCGUCGGAAACAAGCGUCUCGCUUCUGGCAAGUUCUUCUGCUUCUUUCAGUUGGUGUAGCUCUUCGUCUGUUUCUUUACUCAGUUGGACUGACGCUUCCAGAGACCACGGAGCCCUUAGUGUCUCCUGCGUCCGCGUCCUUCUCGUCCUUCCGCGAGGCGCUCACGCUCCAGGCGCUUUCCUUUUCCCCGUACACGGGUGGAGUGUACAGACAGCAGCCGCUAGUCUUCCUCAGCUUGAAAUGGAUCACUGGAGCGGGUCAGGGGGAGGACGAGAACUGCAAUACCGGCAGCUGUCGGUGGCGGUACUACCUCGUCUUGAUCUGCAUAGACCUGGUCGCCGCCAUUGCGCUCGCUGCGGCUGCAGCGGAGGCUCGCACGUGGGCGAUGAAUUUGCGUCAGAGAACCUCGCCGGGUUCGGCUGCUGGAUCUGCCCAGGGGAAAGCGAGAGGGCCACAAAGGAAGGAAGUGCCGGCGGCGAGUGGCGAACGCCCGCCUGGCGAAGAAGUGGAGGAGAUCAUUGCCUCGCCGGCUCUUGUCGCUGCGAGCUACUUCCUCCACCCAAUGACGGUAGGGGCCAUCCUCUCUCUGACCAUCCACACACUUCCGCUCGCCUUCUUCGCCUUGGCGCUUGCCUGCGCAACCCGUGGCGGAAUGCUCUCAAGGUGGAUGUGCGUCGCCUUCUUCGGCUGCGCCUUGUUUGUGGGACCGCCUCAAGCUUUUCUCCUCGCUCUCCCGCUGGCUCACCUCAUGCACGCUGUGCGGACGCAAACAGUGCAGCGCUUGGACCUCCUGGAGGUUUUGCCUUCCCUGAAGAAAGAUAUUCUGCCUGGCCUUCUUCGCGGGGUGCUCCUCUUCGUUGCGGGUCUAGCGUUCUGCGCAAUUCUCCACGUCGCUUCGUACUUUGCGCUGCGAGCCUACACAGCAGACGCGGCUGACUAUUUUGACUCCACGGUGAUCGCCGUGUGGGAGGUCCGGGAUCUAGGUCCAAACCUCGGUAUCUUCUGGUACAUCCUUUCCCUGGGCCACUGCUUCAUUCUGGUCGUGCCCCUGUUUGUUCGAAUGUUCCGCUACCCGCUGGCGUACUGCGGAGCCGCCAUCGCCAUCGCCUUGCUUUUUCAGCCGUUCUUCUGCAUAUCGGAUUCCGCUUUCCUUGUGACUCUGCUCAUCAGUCGUUGGGACGUGGUGGAGAGGAAGGUCGCCUUCGUGAAGCUGAUCGUUGUCGCAUUCGUUGCCGUCUCGAUCUACCCCGUAACGACCGAGCUGUGGCUGGGGCGGAACACGGGGAACCCGAACUUCGUCUACAACAUUCAAAUCAUCUUCCAAAUCUUCAUGGGUUUCCUUAUCCUGGAAUGGAUUAAAGGCGUUGUUCUCGACCGAGUAUUUACUUCUUCUGGAUCCGUUGAAAAGAAGGAAAAGACGGCCUGA
Neospora caninum is the source of this 1590-nucleotide messenger RNA. Its product is annotated as GD23551, related. Gene Ontology annotation, biological process: protein localization to cell surface; attachment of GPI anchor to protein. NCBI's taxonomy places the organism in Eukaryota, Apicomplexa, Conoidasida, Eucoccidiorida, Sarcocystidae. The record is from RefSeq and is a predicted model, not a curated record. Bases 1 to 1590 code for a protein of 529 amino acids. The transcript has 9 exons. Gene Ontology annotation, cellular component: GPI-anchor transamidase complex; membrane.